AUGGCCGCCCAUGGUUAUGAAGACGAACGUUUUGAAAGCCCUGUUAGUGGAAGAUUUCAUUGCUCCAUUUGCUUAAAUGUUUUCAAUGAUCCAGUUAUGUGCCGUCAAAAUCAACAUAUAUUUUGUAGAGGUUGCAUAUCCAAACAUCUUGAGAAUUAUCGAACAUGCCCUCAAUGUAAAGAUCAACUCAGUCUUGAUCAACUUUGUGUCGUUCCGCGAAUUUUAACUGAUUACCUUGAUGAAUUAAGGAUCCGUUGUGAGUUCGUCCAGCGGGGUUGUGAAGAGUUUGUUCAAUUGCAAUAUCUAAAGAAGCAUGUUGAAGAGUGUAGAUAUGCUCCUGUGUCCUGCUCGAACGAAGGGUGUCAGCGUGAAGUAAACAGACGCGAUUUAACCCACCAUGAAUUUGUGGAAUGUGAAGAGCGACAACUAAAAUGUCAUCAUUGUGAACGCUUGAGCAAAGACGUGGAUAUAUUGAAGGAAAAAGUGACGGGAAUGGAGGAAAAGUUUGAUACAGCUUGUGCAAAUGUGUAUGCCGCAGUUGAGGUGAAACUCGAUUCAUUUCAAAAGAAUUUUAAAGAGCAGCAGAAAAAUAUAGACGACUCACUUUCGUCUUUGAAAAGAAGUAAUAGUAGUAUUAAAGGUAAUCUUAAAAAGCUAAUAAAGGUCAUGGAGUCGCUUCCAAAAAAAUCGAGGGUAGAAACUGACAAUGACGAUUCUGCUUCUGAUUCAUCCUCAUCUGGACCUGAUUCUUCAUCAUCUACAUCUACUCCUUCUCGGGCUACGAGCGUCAACAUCGUACCCAGGGCUGAGG
Molecule: messenger RNA, 811 nt
Organism: Paramuricea clavata
Lineage: Eukaryota; Metazoa; Cnidaria; Anthozoa; Malacalcyonacea; Plexauridae
Source: the annotation of a GenBank genome assembly